Penicillium salamii is the source of this 1923-nucleotide messenger RNA. NCBI's taxonomy places the organism in Eukaryota, Fungi, Ascomycota, Eurotiomycetes, Eurotiales, Aspergillaceae. The record is from the annotation of a GenBank genome assembly.
AUGGACGGUGGCCAGACCUCUUCCAAUCCCGCCCCCGCUGGGAACUCCAGUGAUUUUGUACGCAAAUUGUACAAAAUGCUGGAGGACCCGACCUACGCGUCCAUCGUACGCUGGGGCGAUGAAGGAGAUAGUUUUGUGGUCUUGGAGUGUGAAAAAUUUACCAAAACUAUCCUACCGAAGCACUUCAAACACAGCAACUUCGCCAGUUUUGUGCGACAACUGAACAAAUACGAUUUCCACAAGGUGCGACAGAACAAUGAGGAGAACGGCCAGUCGCCGUACGGGCAAAAUGCAUGGGAAUUCAAGCACCCUGAAUUUCGCGCCAACAGCAAAGAGUCUCUCGACAACAUUCGACGUAAAGCACCCGCACCGCGCAAACAAACACAGAGCAACGAAGAAUCUGUGCCGACACAACAAAUUGACCUGCUUAACCAACAGAUUGUGGCCCAGCAGCAACAGAUUCAGCACCUCUCGGACCGUUAUGCCCAACUCUCGGUGGAUCAUCAGCUCAUGCUGCAGGAGGUCAUGCGCGUCCAGAAGACGGUGUUGAACCAUGAAAACGUGAUUCACCAGGUGAUGAAUUAUCUGCUUUCGAUGGAUCGCCAACGACGGGAUAGCAAGGCGGUGCCCUUCCAAGCGUCCGGGACGACAAUGAGCCCUUCCCAGGUUGGAGCCGUGGACGAUGAGCCCUCAUCGCCCCUACAGCAGGCCUCAAAGCUCCUAAGUGACAUGAACGCCGAGCUGCAAUUCAAUAUUAACGGCGCCGAUUCGAUGAACGAUCCCCAAAAGACCACUGUUGUUUCAACCCCUACAAUGGACCCGAAUGCGCGAAACGGCUCGCUCCGCCCAGCAAAUGUUGCGCCACCCAAUCCCAAUCAAGCUCAGCAGGCACAGGCACAGGCACAGGCUCUCGUUUACCCAAAGAUGGCUGGCGACUUGGAACAAGUGGUAUACCCCGUUGGUGCCACCAAUGGCAUCGAUCCCAUGUACAGCGAACACAUCAACAACGUCCCCUACCCAAUGCCACCCAAACAGGAAGUGGAUCCUUCAGACGCUCGUCGGCAAUUCCCCGACAACCGGAAGAAGACCAACAACGUUGAUCCUGGCUGGGUUCGCAGUCCCCAGAUCCUCUUGGUUGAAGAUGACGCCACUUGCAGGCAAAUUGGCGGGAAAUUUCUUUACUCUUUCUCCUGUGUGAUUGAUACAGCGUUCGACGGUUUGGAAGCUGUGAACAAAAUCCAGGGUGGCUCAAAAUACGAUCUUAUUCUGAUGGAUAUCAUAAUGCCAAAUUUGGAUGGUGUAUCGGCAUGUCAUCUCAUUCGCCAGUUUGACCGCACUCCUAUCAUCGCUAUGACAUCGAAUAUCCGAAGCGACGACAUUCAACUAUACUUUCAACAUGGCAUGGAUGAUGUUCUUCCCAAACCGUUUACUCGCAAAAGUCUUCUCGACAUGCUCGAGAGACACCUGGACCAUCUUAAGAUCUCUCCUCAAAAUCCCCCUGGGAUGGAGCAGGUACCGCCUUCUGCGACGGCUGUGAACCUCGCAACCGCCGCCCAAAACUCGGCGACCCAAUCGAUCAAGGAAGACAGUUCCCCAGGCCAGUCACCUGCCGGGUCUAUGAACAAUUGGCAAUCGCCCGGUCAAUUCCAAAACAUGCAGGCUGUACCAACGAACAUGCCCGCAGUUCAAGGCCCAUACGUCACCGCCCCACCGACGGCAUAUACUGUUGAUCAGAACGGCGUCCAAUAUCCUGCACCACCUCCCGUGGGAGUCCCCACCGCGGGCGCUCCUGUCCGUCCUCCACAUCGCCGUCAGAUUUCAGACAUGUCCAGCGCUACAGACAACCCCAACAUGCCCAAGCGCCAGCGCAUGUACUCACAACCUCAGCCUAUGCUUGCCAUGCAAGCUGGCCGACCCGGCUAA